AAAGGCAUCUUUCAAACGGAAUCUAUGGUGGACGAAUAGGGCGUUCCCUCCACCACGCCUCACUCACUCAAACCCUUUACUUUACAUCUGCUUCAUAUUAAUAAAUAAUAUUCAGAUUCAGGUUUUGGAACCCUAGCUCCUGCUUCCUUCAAUGGCACAAGCUUAUGAUGAAGCCAUGGAUGCUUUGUCUUCUCUCAUCACCAAAAAGAGUCGUUCUAGUAAACCAGUUGCUGACCAGAGAUUUGACCGGAUGUUUGACUAUGUUAAGAUUUUGGAUUUGGAGGAGCCGAUUAACCAGAUGAAGAUCAUCCAUGUUGCAGGCACAAAGGGAAAGGGAUCAACAUGUGUUUUCACAGAAGCUAUACUACGCAAUUAUGGCUUUCACACUGGCCUCUUCACAUCUCCACACCUCAUUGACGUUAGAGAAAGAUUUCGAUUGAACGGAGAGGACAUAUGCAUAGAAAAGUUUUUGGAAUAUUUCUGGUGGUGUUGGGAUAGACUCAAGGCAAAAUGCAGUGAUGAUAUGCCAAUGCCAACUUUAUUCCACUUCCUUUCUUUACUCGCUUUCAAAAUUUUUGCAACAGAGCUAGUAGACGUUGCUAUUAUUGAGGUUGGAUUAGGCGGACAAAGGGAUGCGACUAAUGUGAUUCAAUCACCUGUAGUAUGUGGCAUCACACCGCUAGGGUAUGACCACACAGAAAUCCUUGGAAAUACUCUUGAAGAGAUUGCGGGCCAGAAGGCUGGUAUCUUUAAGAAAGGUGUUCCUGCAUUUACCGUUUCUCAACCACCUGAAGCUAUGCAAGUACUAGAACAAAAAGCUUCCCAGUUAGAUGUGUGCCUUCAAGUUGCAAACCAGUUGGAUGGUAAUUUGUUAAAUGGGUUGCAUCUCGGGCUUGCAGGAGAGCAUCAAUACGUUAAUGCUGGACUUGCUAUCAUGUUAAGCUCUACGUGGCUUCAACGGACCGGUCACUCUAAAGUCAACCCUGUAGAUCUGACUAGUCGUUUGCCUGAGCCAUAUAUUAAAGGGUUAACAACCGCAAGUCUACAAGGGCGGGCCCAGAUUAUUGCUGACCGGGCUUGUGAUAAUCAAAGUCAAGGAGAUCUGGUGUUUUAUUUAGAUGGAGCACAUAGUCCUGAAAGCAUGGAAGUUUGCGCAAAUUGGUUUUCUCUUGCAGUUAAAGAAGAUCGCGAACGAGAAAGUUGCUUGAAGGACUCGUCACAGAUAUUAUUGUUCAAUUGUAUGUCAGUGAGGGACCCACAUUUGCUAUUUCCACGACUGUUGGACACAUGUGCCUGUCAAGGUAUUAAUUUCAAAAAGGCAUUGUUUGUACCAAACAUGUCACUCUACACGAAAGUUGGAUCUAGCUCAUCCUCGCUACCGAUUGGUGUUGAAGUUGAUUAUUCAUGGCAAAGGACCUUCAAACCGUAUGGGAGGAUAUCAUACGUAAUAAAAGAGGGCUCAAUGCAUAAGAAAAAAAUGAUGACAUGGCAAUUGGCAACUGACGUGUUGACCAAGAAAUCCGAAAAACUUGACCCGGUUUCCAGUGUGGGUGAAUAUGAUAAUGACACGAGUGUUAUAAGUUGCGAAAACAGUAUGGUGUUCUCAUCCCUUCCGUUGGCCAUUAAAUGGUUACGAGAAACUGUUGAACAAAAUAAGUCUAUUCGACUGCAGGUCUUGGUUACUGGUUCGUUACAUUUGAUUGGUGACGUCCUAAAACUAGUGAAGACAUAAUUGUGACAAAUCCUCUUGCUAUCUCUAUUAUUCUCUAGCAAGAUUAGAACAGAUUAUAUACAAAGAUUCUCAUGUUACUUGUAAUAUACAUUUCGAUUUGUUAAACGAAUGUUUAAUUCUGUUAAUGUGUUUCACAAUGACAAAAGACCAUUUGUUCGGUUUU
Helianthus annuus (common sunflower) is the source of this 1895-nucleotide messenger RNA. Its product is annotated as folylpolyglutamate synthase. The record is from RefSeq and is a predicted model, not a curated record. The coding region runs from base 152 to 1732 and encodes 526 amino acids. The transcript is spliced from 18 exons. Lineage: Eukaryota; Viridiplantae; Streptophyta; Magnoliopsida; Asterales; Asteraceae. Gene Ontology annotation, cellular component: cytosol; cytoplasm; mitochondrion. Gene Ontology annotation, molecular function: tetrahydrofolylpolyglutamate synthase activity; ATP binding. Gene Ontology annotation, biological process: tetrahydrofolylpolyglutamate biosynthetic process.